This is a messenger RNA of Sinocyclocheilus rhinocerous, 3164 nucleotides long. Its product is annotated as insulin-like growth factor 2 mRNA-binding protein 1. The record is from RefSeq and is a predicted model, not a curated record. Gene Ontology annotation, molecular function: RNA binding. NCBI's taxonomy places the organism in Eukaryota, Metazoa, Chordata, Actinopteri, Cypriniformes, Cyprinidae. The transcript has 15 exons. Bases 34 to 1848 code for a protein of 604 amino acids.
UGUUUUGGGGGGGGGGCGUUAGAGUUUUUCACGAUGAACAAGCUAUAUAUUGGAAAUCUCAAUGAAAACGUGACUGCAGAGGACUUGGUUAAAACCUUUGAAGAUAACAAGAUCCCAUACUCUGGACAGUUUCUCAUGAAAACUGGCUAUGCGUUUGUUGAUUGCCCAGACGACCAAUGGGCAAUGAAAGCGAUUGAAACAUUUUCUGGUAAAGUGGAACUUCACGGCAAACGAAUUGAGGUCGAACAUUCUGUCCCUAAGAAGCAGAGAUUUGGUUCUGUGGUUGGUGUCCCAUCAUCCACUGCUCCACGGCUGGACGUAGGGCCUGCUGCACAACAGGUUCUUGAUGGUCUGCUUGCCCAGUAUGGAACUGUUGAGAACUGUGAACAAGUGAAUACAGAGAGUGAGACUGCAGUUGUGAACGUCACAUAUGGGACACGGGAGCAGGCUAGACAAGCAAUCCAGAAGCUCAACGGUUACCAGUUUGAGAACAACGCCCUGCGUGUGUCAUACAUCCCUGAUGAAAACUCUGAUGCCGACUCUCAACAAGGCCCAGACAACGGCCGACGUCCCGGAUACGGUCCGCGAGGAAACUCCCGCCAGAUGUCGCCUGGCUCUGGAAUCCCCGCCAAACAUCAGCACGCUGACAUCCCUCUCAGGCUGCUGGUCCCCACACAAUAUGUGGGCGCCAUUAUCGGCAAGGAGGGCGCCACCAUCCGUAACAUCACCAAACAAACUCAGAGCAAGAUUGAUGUGCAUCGUAAAGAGAACGCAGGUGCUGCUGAAAAGCCCAUAAGUAUCCAUUCUACCCCAGAGGGCUGUUCAGCUGCCUGCCGUAUGAUCCUGGAAAUCAUGAACCAGGAGGCCAAGGACACCAAAACUGCUGAUGAGGUGCCUCUGAAGGUUCUUGCUCACAACAACUUUGUUGGCCGUUUGAUCGGCAAAGAGGGACGCAACCUGAAGAAAGUGGAACAAGACACUGAUACCAAGAUCACAAUUUCACCACUGCAGGAUCUGACCCUUUAUAACCCAGAGAGGACGAUUACAGUGAAGGGCUCGAUCGAAGCGUGUUGCCUGGCAGAACAGGAAAUCAUGAAGAAAGUGCGGGAGGCAUAUGACAAUGACAUCGCUGCCAUGAAUCAACAGACUCACCUGAUCCCUGGACUAAACCUGGGAGCAAUCGGCCUCUUCCCACCAUCCUCUGCCAUGCCUCCUCCUGCCCUUGGAAACUCCGUGCCUGGACCCCCCUAUGGCCCUAUUGGGGCCUCUGAACAGGAGACCGUCCACGUGUACAUCCCAGCCCAAGCCGUAGGAGCCCUUAUUGGCAAGAAAGGACAGCAUAUCAAGCAGCUAAGCCGUUUUGCUGGAGCUUCUAUUAAGAUUGCACCAGCAGAGGCUCCAGACUCCAAAAUGCGAAUGGUCAUUGUUACAGGACCACCUGAGGCCCAGUUCAAGGCUCAAGGCAGAAUAUACGGUAAGCUGAAGGAGGAGAACUUCUUUGGCCCCAAAGAGGAAGUGAAGUUGGAGACACACAUCAAAGUAGCAGCUGCAGCAGCAGGAAGGGUCAUCGGAAAGGGCGGGAAAACUGUGAAUGAACUGCAGAACCUCACCGCUGCUGAAGUAGUGGUUCCCCGUGAGCAGACCCCUGAUGAACACGACCAGGUCAUCGUCAAAAUCAUCGGCCACUUCUAUGCAAGUCAGUUGGCACAGAGGAAGAUCAGGGACAUUUUGACACAAGUCAAGCAGCAGCAGAAAGGAGGUACAGGAGGUCCGCAGGGGCCCCAUCCGCAGGGCAUGUCUGAGCUGGAUACCCCUCAGGGACUGGCAGAAGAACCCAGGAGGAAGUGAGAGGCCGGGGCCGCUGCCCAGUCAGACGGACAGACAAAUGGGAGGACAAACGAGCGGACUGACUGAGAGAGUGACACACAGACCCAGCGGUAGACAGGAAGAAAUGAGCAGCAAAUUGAGAGGGAAUUAGAAAGACAAAAAAAACAUGCCUGAGAGAGGGCGAGGAAGAACGUUUAGUGAAAAUGAACAAGAAAAAAAAAGUGAUUUUUUUUUUUUUUUUAAAGAGAGAUAACUAGAAAACAGAGACCAGAUGCCAGGCCAGGUGGAGUGACUGAGGAUGGCGAGGAGGUCCGUCAAAGCGGAGCGCCCUCUGGUGAGAGCUUUUUACAUAGCUGCUUAUUUAGGAAUAGGGCGUAAUGAAGGUCCCUCAAAAGUGUGUUCGAGCUACUCGGGACCCUCAGCCAUCAGCAGUCACUUCAAAAUUUUAACUGUUUUUUUUAAAGAUAGAGAUAUAUGUAUAGAAAUGUUUAUUCAGAGGUAUUAUUAAUGAAAUGCAGUGAGGUAGAGAUGGGAAAGAGAGAGCAGAGGAUCCAUUCCAAUUUUUGGAGGGCGGGGUCACCAAUCAGGUGACUUCUCCCUGCCUAUCAGAGAUGAGGGGAGGGGCCAAAGUUGUUAACACUGCUCUUGAAGUCCCUCACGCUAAACUGUGGGGGUGACGAGAUAAAAAAUAGAUGAAAAAAAAAAUGAGGUUGUAAAUAUAAUCUUCAUGACUUUGUGUUGAGAUGCUGCACGUUUAACCGAUGCCAAUUGCGUACCUGACUCAAGAGGGUUGUGGUGUGCCGUUUGGCCGGCAGGACGUGCGGCGAGAGUUCAGUAAGCGUGUGGGCUAAAGGUGACCUCUGCAGUUGUAUUGCAGUGGCUCAGCUUUGAUGUGCGGAAACCCAUCAGUUCCGCCCUAAACCACGCCGGCGAUGAUCGCUGCAGCGCCGCUCACACCCAAACGGCAUAUUUUAUAUAUAUUAUAUAUAUAUGAUAUGUGAGUUAACCUGGCCCCUCAUUGCAUUGGAGCAGGCAGAUGAUGAAAAUGAGCGUACCGCAAUUUCAGAAAACGUUUUCUCUUUGAGGAAUGUGUGAUUUACAUAUUCACGUUUUUUUAAAAAGCAAUCGUAAAACCUGGCCUUCAGACGCAUUGUUCUGUGUUUUUCCUGAGAGUAAAUAUGCUGUAAAAUAUGCAGAGACAGAAUCAAGUGAGGACAGUCGGCUGGAAUGCCAGGUUUGAAAUGACAGGGUACAAGUCUGCCUUUAGGUCAAAGGUCAAGAACAGGUGACUGCAAAAUGGUUUCUGUGCUCUCUCUCGCCCACUUUGUUCGACAUUU